This is a messenger RNA of Oppiella nova, 776 nucleotides long. Lineage: Eukaryota; Metazoa; Arthropoda; Arachnida; Sarcoptiformes; Oppiidae. The record is from the annotation of a GenBank genome assembly.
AUUUAGUGCAACAUUAUAAAUAUCAAUAAAUAAAAUGAUUUUAUUUCAUUGUGAAGUUUUUAUUUAAAUCAAUAGAGAAAUUUAUUUUUAAAAAGUUGUGUGUAAAUAAAUUAACCGCGGUUACAAAAUAUUUCUGUAACAUAAUGACAAAGGAUCAUGUUAAUUAUGUUUACGAUCCAGUGGUGUUAAAAGGUCGAAACACUGAACACCCGGUACACCCAUUAAUACUGAGCCGUUCAUCGCCCCGGGAGAUGUCCGGUGAGGACAUACCGGACAGGGAGCUCAUGGCCCUAUUUGACGCAGCCAGGUGGGCACCGUCAUACCGUAACGCGCAACCAUGGCGAUUUUUGUACGCCAAACGUAGCACGGUACAUUGGCAAAAGUUUUUGGACAUAGUUAAACCGGCUAAUCAAGCAUGGUGUCACACGGCUAGCGCACUGGUAGUAGUAGUGGCCCACAAGUGGACAGUCGACCGAGAGACUGGUAAACCCAAGGAGAUACCUACGGCUAGCUUUGAUACCGGGGCCGCGUGUAUGGCACUGGCAUUGGAGGGGUCGGGUAGGGAUCUGGUGGUGCACUGUAUGUUUGGUAUGGACUUUGAAAAGGCGUACAAAGUGUUUGGCAUCGAUCGGGAUAGGGAUGGCGUUCAGUGUAUGAUAGCUGUGGGCAAACGGCCGGCGCUGACGGUCAGGGAUAGAGAGCCGAGAGUUUCGCAGCGAAACCCUAUCGAGAGUUUUGCAUUUGAGGGCGGAUUUGUCAAAGUUUACCAUAAAUGA